AUGAUCAAAGCUAAUGUACACACCGAGCAACCUCAACGCUCCAAGAUCAAUUCCAUUCAAGAAGUUCUCCGGCCAGAAACUAAGGAUUACUACAUUGUAGAUGCUUCUUGGAUAUCGCCAACAGAUAAAGCUGGCGUCGGGUGGUCCUUACACAGCAGAGAAGGCACUCUUCGUAUCCGUGGAAGUUCUGCAAUACAUCAAACGAUCUCUCCGUUGGUAGGAGAAGCGUCAGCCAUGUUGCUAGCAGUUCAUCAAAUGGUUAGACUGUCUUACAAGAAAGUUAUGUUUGUAAGUGACUGGCAGCUUCUAAUUAUACAUCAGGUGCAAGCUUGGGAAAGUCAUAAAGAAGCUGAAAUGGACAUCAAUGAAGCAACAUCCAUUAUUCAAGACAUUUGGAACUACUCUAAAAACAAUAGCUUCAGUUUCUCUUUUGUUCCUAGAACUUGUACGCAAUAUGCAGGUCUGCUUGCAAAAAUGGCCAGGAUAAACAAUCAGAAUUAUUUAAUAUCUUGGUCCUCUUAA
Brassica rapa (field mustard) is the source of this 522-nucleotide messenger RNA. RefSeq lists its product as uncharacterized. The record is from RefSeq and is a predicted model, not a curated record. Lineage: Eukaryota; Viridiplantae; Streptophyta; Magnoliopsida; Brassicales; Brassicaceae. Gene Ontology annotation, molecular function: RNA-DNA hybrid ribonuclease activity; nucleic acid binding.